CCGGCUGGUUGGUGGUUGGUUCACUCGAUCCGUGGCCCCGGGCACCGUACUUUCGAUCCGCCAACGGUGUCGCGUCGGUAUCGGAAUCACGCGCUCGGCGUACUGGUGUUAGUGUGUGUCUGUUUUUUGUUUUUGUUUCCUUGUUUCCUUGUUGUUGUUGUUGUUGUUGUGGAGGGACGCGACCAUCAACCGUGCAUCAAUCAGCAACAUCAGCAACGUGGCCCCCUCCGCGUCGUCGUCGUCGUCGUCGUCGUCGUCGUUAUCGUUACCCUUGCUGCUCUCUUUUGCUGCUUUGCACCACCCCCCUUUUGCACCCUCGAUACUCGACACCAAGUGAUCGAACGCGGUGCUAGAACGCGUGUCCACCAGCAUGUCACGCUACGCUAGGGAGGACCCUCGUUCGAUAUUCUUCGGAGGCAGCCCAGGCAGGGUCACCCCUUCCUCGUUGGCCACCCGGACAUCGACCACGGUGGACAGGGAGGUGCCCCCGUCCGGUGACAGCACCGAAGCCCAGCCGGCACCGGUCGUACGCAUCAUUCCGAUCCUGUAUCCGGCACAGCCGGCCCGGCUCAUCGGGAACAGCACCGGGUACGGGGCGAAGGCGGCACCCAACGAACCACCGACCGUCACCGACGAUGCUGUUCGUCCGAGCGCGGCGACGGCGAGUGGCGUGAGAAGUCAACCGGCAACUGGCUACUCGUACAACCCUUACAAACCACCUCCCCCACCAACAACCGGCAACAGUGAAGCGGCAGCGGCAGCGGCAGCACCACCACCGCGGAAUCGGCCACCGAAUGGCACCGGAGGAGCAGCAGCAGCAGCAGCGCCGUGUGGCGGAGGCGUCAGCAGCGGUGGUGGCAUACUGAAGCCACCCUACACACCCUCCCCUAGCACUGUACCGCACGCAUCGCGUGUCUCUUUCUCCACGCGACCUGGUGCUCCGUCUGCCAGCCGCGGCAGCCACCAACCACCACCACCACCAGCAGCAGCAGCAGCAGCAGCAGCAGCAGCCCCGUCACCGUCACCGCCCGUCCUCGAGGACGAGCCAGUGGUGGAGGAGACCACCGCUGCUCCAAUGGCCAGUGAACCCGGUAGUAGCAGCAGCAGCAGCACCACCGCCGGUGGUGGUGGUGGUGGUGCGGCCAAUGGAGUGCACAAAGCCGGCCACCAUCGCAGCACCACCAGGACGCAACAGGAGAGCGGUGCAGCGGCACCGUGCGGUGGUUCGAGCCGGGUGCAGCUCGCCCUCUACGGUUGGCGGAAGAAGUGCCUGUACGCGCUCAUACUGCUCCUCACGAUCAUGAUCAUCAUCAAUAUGGCGCUCACGCUCUGGAUCAUGAAGGUGAUGGAGUUCUCCUCGAACGGUAUGGGCCAGCUGAAGAUAGUGCCGGGCGGUAUUCAGCUGACCGGGCAGGCGCUAGUGCUGAACACGCUCCGUGCCUCAUCGAUCCGCUCGAAGCACGGUCAACCGAUCUCCAUCGAAUCAUCGCGCAACCUGAGCGUGAACACGCGGAGCGCGCUCGGGACGCUCGAGAACCAGCUGUUCCUCGGCCAUGACCGGUUGGAGGUGCUGGCUAACCACUUCCGCAUCACCGACACCCACGGUACCAACCUGUUCGCGGUCGACCGGGACGAGGUGAUCGUCGGUGCUGGUUCGCUGCGCGUCGAGGGCGAAGGUGGCGUCAUCUUCCGUGACUCCAUCCAGACGCCGCUCGUGCGUGCCGACGCGGGCAAGGAUCUCAAGUUGGAGUCGCCGACGCGCUCGCUGGAGGCGCGCGCCACGCAGGAGAUCUUCAUUCAGUCGCGGGCCGGCGGCAUCGAGACGACCUGCCUCAAUGACCUCAAGCUGCAUUCGGUUGCCGGAAGCAUUCGCCUCGACGGCAGUGCCAUCUACAUGCCCAACCUGAAGACGGUCCAGGGGACCGGGGUCGGUGGUCUCGGUUUGUCGAGCUACACCACCUCGUCCUCUUCCUCCUCCUCGUCGUCGUCGUCGUCGUCGUCGUCGUCGUCGUCGUCAUCACUCCUUUCAUCCACUGGGUACGGUGGGCGGGGUGGUGCCGGAGGGGAGUUUGGUGGUGUGGGCGCAGCCAGUGCCACCGCCGCCGGCACCAAGAUCUACCAGCUGUGCGCCUGCUCGAGCGGUAAGCUCUUCCUGGCUGCACCCAACAGCAUCUGUUCCGCCGACGAUACCGCGGUCUGCCGGUAAUGUAAUGAGGGAAGGGGCUCAUAGCCCCGCCACACCCUCACAGACCCCCACCCCGCUCUGUGUGUGACCAGAGUGCUGGCAGCAGCAGCAGCAGCAGCAACAGUCGACCAACCUUCAGUAGAGUCCAGGUGCUGCGUGCAACAAAUGUAAAGUCCUUCCUCCCCUCAAACACCUACCAACACACACACACGCACAUAGACACACACAGUCACACUAACAGACAGGGCCGAAAAGACACUAACAUGAGCUUAAAACCAAUAUCUGCAUCUCCGGCAAAUUUGGGACAGUUUUAGGGGUUUAAGUUAAUUACCGAUUAAAUGUGCAAGCAACUUAGAAACUGGGGGGGAACGGGAAAGGUGUUAGUACAUACCGAAAUGCAUCCCUUCAACCCAGAUAGCUAAAACAUUGAACUCCCUCCCCAUAAAAUUAUGCAUUGUUUUUUUUUUUUUU
Molecule: messenger RNA, 2656 nt
Organism: Anopheles aquasalis
Lineage: Eukaryota; Metazoa; Arthropoda; Insecta; Diptera; Culicidae
Gene: Scgdelta
Product: sarcoglycan delta
Biological process (GO): heart contraction
Cellular component (GO): membrane; sarcoglycan complex
Source: RefSeq, a predicted model, not a curated record